This is a messenger RNA of Drosophila busckii, 872 nucleotides long. RefSeq lists its product as uncharacterized. The record is from RefSeq and is a predicted model, not a curated record. Lineage: Eukaryota; Metazoa; Arthropoda; Insecta; Diptera; Drosophilidae. The transcript is spliced from 2 exons. Bases 163 to 666 code for a protein of 167 amino acids.
UGUGGCAGCACUGGCUGUGAAUGUCUAAGAGACGAAGCUUCUCAAUUUUUAUUUGGGGGAAUUCAACUAUAACCAACAGCUGUGUUGCAUGCAGCAUUUGGUCAUAUAAUCCUCGACAUAUAAGUCUUGAUUUUGUUUAAUUGUGCGCACAAACUAUUAAAAAUGGUUUACCUACAAUUGCUACUAGGUCUUGGUUGCGUUGUCGCAGCUGCAGGCCUAGCUAUAUAUUAUAUGUCAAAUACAGUUCCUCCGGAGCCGCCGCAUUCGCGCUCUGGUCGAGAUCGGCGUCGUUCGCAAUGCCAACACGACUUCAAUCAUACUAAUCAUCAACUGGUUCAAGAUCGUCCCAGUAAGCCUGGAGACUUAUGCAUAAUCUGUCAGGAGGAAAUGACAAGAGAUAACAUGCGUAUGAUGCAUUGCGGACAUGCUGUACACUCGGACGGUUGUUAUGAAGAUCAUCGUAAAUUUCGUCGUAACUGCCUUAUUUGCGGCAGUCUUGUAUUUCGGAUAACUCUUCCCGGAACUAACUGCGUCAUUUGCCAAGAGUCCAUGGCAGAGUCUGAUAUGGAGUACUUAAAGUGUGAGCAUGCCUUGCACAAAGGAUGCCUAGCUGCGUACAAGGGACAGAAAUACAUGGCAUGCCCUUUGUGUAAGAAAAGCCUUUAAGCUUAAACAAUCUUCAGAUAUCUAGUUCAAUUUGGUACUGAUAGCCAUGAAGUCCAUUAUUUUAGUAGUUAACGAAUGAUUAGUUAAACUGCAGAACUAAAGGACUGAGUGAUAUAGACAAUCGGUAUUGUUUAUGAACGACUGAAAGAGCUCACAAUAAUCGUUGCCUCUAAUUUGCACACAACAAGCAAUAUAAACAUAUAUCA